AUCAGAAUCGGCUUACAUUCAACACCCACAUCCUGCCCUUCAUCGUCUCGUAUCGCCAUUGUAUAUAUCGAGGUCCCUUCAGAGACCGCUUGGUCGUCUGUGAUCCUAUGCGCCGUAGCUGCGAGCUCUCGUCCUGGAUCGGAGCAUCCUCGACGGCAGGCCGAGCUCAAUUCGCUCGACGGGCUCUUCCAUCGCCACGCCUUCAACGACACUCAGGCAAUGAGGUCGGCGUGGCAUGGCCGCGGCUCUUGCCCCUUCUAGCAGCCAGCGUAGGCCCAUCUGGUUGCCGUGGCAUACACACCGCUGGCGCGUUGCGACGUCAGACGGCUCUGCGGGACAGUAUCCUCGAUCACGAUCCUGCUUUCGCAUGGGAUGCCAAGCCUUCGGACGGCUUUGGAGAGGAGACGCUGCCGCGAAAUCAGGUAGAGUCGGGGCUUGCUGCCAUGGACGACGGGGAACUUAUAGACCAUUGCCGACAAGCUGCCGCCUACGGCCUCCGAGGUCUCGUAGAUGAAAUCCUCGCCCACUUCGAGGGUCCUUAUGGUACCGCUCCUUCAGCUUCUUCUUCCUCCUCGCCGAAGUCCGCUUCUCGCAGGCGACGCUGCAUGGAGGCGAUGACCCAGGGAAGCCUCAGUCGCGAUGGCAGUAAGAUUUUGAUCUCGCCAGAGCAGAUGCUUCGCGUCUAUCAACUCCUGCGACAAGAAUAUGACCAGUCACGGGAGGACCAUCUUUUCGCUUUCUUGAGCCGACGCUCGGCCCGCUACCUUGCCUUGCGUCUUUCAGCGUCAAAGUACAUCUAUCUCUUCGAUGCCUUUCGAGAAGUACAAGAGCAGCUACUACAGACAAAUGCCUCUGAGCAAGACGACGCUGGUGCUUUCCCGUCUAGAAAAGAAUUGAUUCACACCUUACAAUAUUGCCUCAGCGAAGCGCUUUGGCAGCGGGGAGGCUCGGCCUUAGUCCGGUCUUCUCUUGACCAGCUACUCUCUCGAGAGGCAGAGAGAGCCAUCCUCGUUGAAGCCAGCGAUGAUGCCAAGGCCUGGCUCGGUGAUGAGGCCGACCCGGACUCUUUCUUCGCAUUGUUCACGCGUCUCUUUGCAAUCAGGCUCAGCAUUCAAGCCGGUGACGUUGGCAUGGUGGCGAGACAUUGCCACGCAACAUUGACGCGAUUUGCAUCAUCAGCUCGCAGUGAGACUGUUGCACUUCAGUAUGCGAUUGAUACUGCAGAGGCCCUCUGCAGAAUUUCGCCCAUCAGAAAGGCGCCUAGCAAGACAGAUGGCUUCAGUCAGAGUCAGCAAAUUUUGAGAGACUUUGCAGAUCAGCUGGUACCGGCGAUGCAGUCUCAUCAUCAAGCAUCUGCCAUACCCCCACUGAGAGGCCUAUGUGAAAAGAUGCUACAGAAUCGACGUUACCAAAUUCUGGCCGAUUUGCUGCUCCACUACAAAGGUCUUGGGCUUCGCAUCACACAGCUCAUCACGGCGUUUCAACUCACCAGACUGGCACGAGGGCUUGUCCUUCAACGAGGAGUGUCUGUUCGUCAGCAAGUCAUUCAGCUUACGGGCUUUCCAAGUACCGAAAGCGCCCCGAAUGAGGCGGAGCUCCUAGUCCUUGACCUUCCGGCCAAGCGUUAUCUGCUCAGCGCCUUCUUGAGGCUAGGGCUCAAAUCUCAGUCAGCUUUACUAUGGAACCUCUGGACUAGUAAUGCCAGUAAUGACGCCGAGCUUCUUCGAAGAGACAUGUCAACAGUGGUAGAUCUUGUCAAGCUAUUUGCCGACAAAGACCCAAAGCGUCAACGCUCGUUCACCAAAGGCUUGUCAGCCGGAGUGCUCAGUACGAAGCAACGAGACCAGGAAUUUGCAUCCACUGCUUUGCAAAGGUUCGUCGAUGCCAAGACGGGAGAAAAGUACUCGCACUUUGAGUUGACCUCCCUAGCUGUGGCAUACCUCUACCUGGGCCGGGAGAGUGAGGCUUUGAACGCCUUCGUACAGCUACUGCAUCAGAGGGAGAUCCCAGACGAGACAGAUGUCAUCGUGCUAUUAUCAGCAGUAUCUGGUGAUGAUGCUGAGAAGGCUUCCCAGCUCUAUCUCUCCUACGUCACUGACACAGGCAGUGAGGUCGCAAGGUCGGAGGGUCUCGAAUCGCCUUUUGUCGGACUACGACCUACUCCGAAGAUCUUCGAGCACCUGAUUGGCAUGGCUUUCAGAGCCCAAAAGGUCACUCUUGCCCACGACCUCGUUCUCCAAGCGUGUAACCGCCUUCCUCAGAAGGAUUGGACGGAUACAAUUCUGGUGCUACAGCGUGCUUUUAGGGUCAAAACGCGUUACCUAUCCUGGACUUGGCCUCUGUUAGUCCAGACAAUCACACCUGAGGUAGCAGCUAAGCUUGACGCUUCCAUUCUGAGUCGAAUGAUCUGCUGUGCUGCCGAAAGACUUGGUCCUCUGGAUCCAGAACCCGGAAAGAAUUCCGCCAAGAGCAAGGUCGUGCCAAUUGCUACCGCCGAUACUGUAGCGGCCAUCGACCUGCUCGAUCUAGCCACGACACGCACAGGCAAUAUCGACAUCAAGGCUUUUCACCUGAUCCUGGACCAGCUCCAUGGCAGAGCCCGCUGGAUCGAGCGAAGGAGGGGGAGGAGGGAGCAAUCACAGCCCUCUUGGAUAGCUCAGCUCGACAGGGUCGUCGCGUGUAUCCGCAAAGCCGACCACAUACAUCAACAGCGCUCUGGCGAUCGUGACCGACCUCUCCCUGUCAUGGCUGACUUUUCCCCGGCCGAGACGAGUUCUGCCUGGGGGUCUGCAACUGAGGAGACCACUCUCCCAUCUUCGGGCCGUCGUUCGGGCCGAAGGACCAGCCUUCUCCUCAAUCAGCUCAUCUUCCGCAGGAUCCUCGCAAUCUACCUCUCCCUCGACGAUAUAUCGGGCGCCUCACAGGUCUACCUGUGGAUGAAACUAUGGGACCCCAAGACUACUGUCGGAGAGAACCUGCGUAAGAAGCUGAGUGGAAUGCUCAGGAGUCUGGACAUUCUGGAGCUAGGGACAAAGAGUCCAAGUUGGACUUUUGAAGGGAGGAGGAUUGAGAAGACCAAGUCUUGGUGGAGUGUGGGAGUCCCUGGAGAAGAAGGAGAGUGAAGCUGCUAGUCGCGGACACGGCUAGGUGAGCGGAGGGCUCUGUAUAUGUAGCAAUCAUCAAAUCAAUUGUAUCACCACCACCUUUGCACACCAAAGCUCCUCCCUAUCUGAGCUGAGCUGAGCGAAUGAGUUCAAUUGCUUAUAUUUGGGGCUCGAUCUCCUCGACCCCGAUCCCACAUUUAGUCUACAACGUGGUAUUUGCCCUUCUUGAGCCUAGACCCACCCGUCUCCACGGGCUGCUCGAACCGCAAGUUGGACCUGUAUCUCCUGAGGUAGACAAUGGCUACCUCCUCAACUGUGUCUGGCUCAAUGCCCAGGUCAGCCCAGCUUUUCGUCCCA
Microstroma glucosiphilum is the source of this 3461-nucleotide messenger RNA. RefSeq lists its product as hypothetical. NCBI's taxonomy places the organism in Eukaryota, Fungi, Basidiomycota, Exobasidiomycetes, Microstromatales, Microstromataceae. The record is from RefSeq and is a predicted model, not a curated record. The coding region runs from base 108 to 3122 and encodes 1004 amino acids. The transcript has a single exon.